This is a messenger RNA of Erinaceus europaeus (western European hedgehog), 2638 nucleotides long. RefSeq names its product coiled-coil domain containing 38 (gene CCDC38). The transcript is spliced from 16 exons. The record is from RefSeq and is a predicted model, not a curated record. The coding region runs from base 469 to 2178 and encodes 569 amino acids. NCBI's taxonomy places the organism in Eukaryota, Metazoa, Chordata, Mammalia, Eulipotyphla, Erinaceidae. Gene Ontology annotation, cellular component: centrosome.
CUGCUCGUGAAGCUUUACCCUGCAAGUGAGGAGUGGGGGUCUCGAACCCUAGUCCUCGCGCUCAACUCGAUGGCCACUGCCCCACCCUCGCUUUUUCUUGCCACGUUCUGAGCACAUAUGGGAGAGCAUGUAGCCCUUACUUUACACAUAAAGCCACAGAAGCUCGGUCACCCGGGCAGAUCUUCGCCUGGAGGGAGAGUCACAGAGGGGCCUGGGGGCGGAGGGGGCGAUGGACGGGGCGCUGCGCGCGUGCACAGCACGGCAGGGUGGCCUGGGCGGCGGGUGGGCGCUUUUCGGUUGGUCAGUUCUGUUCCGGAUCCCCCAUGAGAAGGCGCCUGAGAGGAAGAGGAAGAGGAGGCAGAGUACAGGAGGCUGGAGCAGAAACUAGAGGAUCAGUGGGUACCUUUGCCGAUCUAUUCCUGAGGUCUUCCUGAAGGCUAGGCUGACACAGUUCCUGAAUCUCUACUCAUGGAGGAAGAACCAGGAAGAAAGAUGACAUCCAAACGUGUGAAUACAUCACUGUUGCCUGAAGAGGAAGCUAAAGAUGACAAAAAGGAAAAGCCAUAUAAGAUAUUUGUCAAAGAUCUAUUCCUUUUCAAGGAAAAUGAGAUGGCAGCAAAGAAAAAGGAGCAACUAAUGAACCGCAGCAUGAAAGUCCACCAGAAGUCGACUUUUUCCUCUCGAAUGAAGAGCCGCUCUCACCUGGGCCAACUAGCAUUCCCAUCUGAACUAGGUGGUAAAAAUUCAUUUGAGAAAUUUGGGCUAGAUCCCACUCUCGUUCUCAGAUUAGCAGAAGGUUCAGACACAAAAAGGACAGUCUAUGAAUUCAUUAAGGACCAGAGAGACAGGUUUAUGCUUGAGUUUUCUCUGUCAACCAAAAGAAAUACGAUUAAAAGAUUUGAAAGACACAUGGCACUGAAGGAAAAGCAGCUGUCAAAAGCAGAAAAAAAGCUCCAAGAAGAUGCAAUGGCUUUUGAAGAGUUCCUUCGAGAAAAUGACCAGAGAUCUGUGGAUGCUCUGAAAAUUGCAGCACAAGAAACUAUAAACAAACUCCAAAUGACAGCAGAGCUAAAGAAAGUGAGUAUGGAAGUACAGGCAGUGAAAAGUGAAAUAGCAAAGACCGAGUUUCUCCUUAGAGAGUACAUGAAAUAUGGAUUUUUUCUGCUGAAGUUGUCUCCAAAACAGUGGCAGUUACAGCAAGCCCUGAAAAAGGCACAAGCGUCCAAGAGUAAAGAAAAUCUGGACAUCGUUCUGCCAAGAAUAUUAAAAACGAGAGAGAGCAGCGAUGAUUUCCAGAGGGCAUCGUCAUCAUCAGAAGAAACUGUCCUGAGCAGAGGGACUGAAGCCAAACAAAACUUCAGAAAGUCUACCUUCUUCCUAAAGAAUAAGAAUUCAGGUUUAUCAAAUCGACCUGAAAGUGUCAGUUCUGAAGACAGCUUUGAAUUCCUUUUAGAUGAUGACAUGGAUUACGAUCUGGAGCCAGAGAUUUAUUUCAAAGAACCAGAAGAGUUACUUCAAGUCUUCACAGAACUGGAAGAGCAAAAUCUUACUUUGGUACAAUAUUCCCAAGAUGUAGAUGAAAAUCUUGAAGAUGUAAAUAAAAGAGAAAAAGUUAUACAGGAUAAAGUAAACGGCAACAUAGAGUUUAUUGUGGAGCAGAAGGAACUGCUCAGGGCGAGCUGUUUGAGAGAAGAAGAGAAAGCUGCAGAACUGGAAUUAAGAUCUAGGCUAUUUAAUUUUGGAGAGUUUAACUCAGAUUCUCAGGAAAAACUGAUAGACUCUCUUAGCAGGAAAAUUAACCAAGUAUACAGAGUCUGCAUUGGAGAUGCUGAGGUUGGGAGCCUCAACCCAGUUCAAAAGCUGGUAAAAGUAGAAUCUCGCCUGGUGGAACUGAGUGAUCUCAUUGAAUCCAUCCCCAGAGAAAACGUGGAGGCAAUUGAGAGGAUAAAGCAGAAAGAACGGCGGCAAAAGAUGCGUGAAGAGAAACUGAAAGAAAAACAAAAACACCAGGAGGAAAGGCUAAAAGCUGCUCUGGAAAGAGCAGUAGCACAACCAAAGAAAAAGAUGGGAAGACGACUUAUCUACCGCUCAAAACCUUCAUCUGCUAAUAAGCAAGAGAUACUUUUAGUCAAGGAUUCAAGAACAAAAACAGAAGAGGAGGGGUAUUUUUUCACUUGAAUAGGAGUAGGUAUAAGACACUUAUUACCAGAAUGAUCUCAACACGUUUUGUAAAUUUCAGUUCUCUGCAGUGGUAAUAUUGUGCCCCAUACUUGACGUAAGCAAUGUGAGGAAGACAGCUCUUAUUAUAGGACUAAAAAUGGGAGUCAUGUUCCUGUUUUGAUUCUAUUACUGUGGCACACUCAUAUCAACAAUGUACAGCACCCAAAUACUUAAAGGGCUUUAGAGGCAUAGAACUUAAAAACACAAGGCUGUUUACAGAGCACAACUGUAAAACUGGUUUCUAAUUCACACUGACUUGUUCGAAAAUGUCAUUGUUAAUAACCAUAUGCCUUUAGAGUAAGAGUCUAUUCACAAUCUCUGCUGUGCCUAUUUCAUACAGUAUUAUUUUAAUUUUUCCAGGUAAUAAUUCAAUUUUAGCUGUAAUAUGUAUAUUAAGAAUAUAUUGAUGCAACAACUA